CUUCUACUACUUUUUGGUGCGCGCGUGACUUUCACUUGACGCCUUUGCACUCGUGCCUCCAUGGCUUCUCCUUCUUUUACAGAAGCAGCACGUGCAGUCACAACUGCCGACAUGAACCCGCUAUUUAUGCCGAACUUGGUUCGACCCAACCGGCCUUUGAGAGAACCCGCAUCGAGGCCCGGGACUCCAUCUCCAUUAAGGUUUCCCCCUCCUCACAUCCCCGAUGCCGCACAUGUAGACUCUGCAGCAAAGUCCAUUGGAGUUGGCCUUCCUAAACCAGCCAACAUAAAUGACACUACAUCUCAUGGAUUGGUCCCGCCUGCACUGACGGUACACUUUUGCCAUUUUUGUGGCCAAAAAGGGAAUUUUCGGUGCAAACGCUGCAAGAAAACCUCCUACUGCUCCGCGGAUUGUCAGACCAAAGACUGGAAGGCCCACCGGCAUGUGUGCAAGAGUUUUGAGCCAGAGACUGCAGGAGAAAGCCUAAAAGAAAAUCCAGUUUUGCAGUCAACAGCAAAUUCAGCUAAUAUCAAGGAGCCUCAGGACUCGCUCAACAUUAAGAGAGUCUAUUUGAAAGACCUGAAUACCACUAAAUACAUGAAAGGAGCAGAAAUGCAGGGUGUUGUUGUUGAGUUCCACAGUCCUGGAAGGUUCUUCAUUCAUCCUGAAGACCCCAUGAUGGCAGAAGCUCUAAUGAGCAUCACAGUGGAACUCCAAAAAACCCCCAACGUCUCCACAGGGACACCUUACGUACCGUGUGUCGGAGAAGUUUGCUCAGUCCAGUUCUCCUGCGAUUUGAGUUGGUACCGAGGUCUCAUUCAGACUUUGGCUGCAGAUCAAAAGGCGGCUCAUGUUCUCUACAUCGAUUAUGGAAAUGAGGAAAAUGUCCCGGUGGAGAGGAUCAAACCUCUGAGUGUCGACGCUAAACCCUUCUGCCCCUGUGCGAUGGAGUGUCAGAUUGCCGGUGUUGUGCCAGUAGCUGACAGUUGGUCCAGUGAGUGCUGCAUGGCUGCGAGACAACUGCUGAGCGGCAAAGUCCUGACCAUCAAGCUGGUGGACACUCUGAAGAACGGCUAUGUUCAUUCUGUGGACAUCCAGCUUUCUGCAGGGAAGCAGCUGAGCACAUUCCUCCUCGAGCAGGAAUAUGCUCUUGCAGAAGCUGACGGUUCUGCACCAGCAGAGAAAGACAAAGGUGCUCUACUGAAAGCAUCAGUGGAGAACUUCCAGCGAUGCUCUGAUGGGAAAGACAACAAUGAUUGGGCUCAGCUGCCAGAGCCGCUCACACAGGCUGUUGGAGACCGCUUCUCUGUGGUGGUCAGCCAUUUCCAGUCCCCCAACGACUUCAUUGUGCAAAAGGUGGAAAACGGCGGAGUGAUCCAGGACCUGCAGCUGAAGCUGAGGGAGCACUGCUCUCGGGUGGAAACCCCGCAGAACUUCAGACCAGCUCCUGGAACCGUUUGUUGCGCUCAGUUCUCAGAGGACAAGCAGUGGUACCGAGCACAAGUUCUGGCUUAUUCCUCUGAGAAAAGCGUCUGUGUUGGAUACCUCGACUUUGGUAAUUCUGAGGAGGUGGACUUGAACCGCUUGAGACCCAUCAGCCCCGCUCUGCUGGCUUUUCCUAUGCAGGCAAUUCCCUGUAGCCUUGGAGGAGUCCAGCCUGUUGGGGACAGCUGGUCAGAGGAAUGCAUCUCCGCUUUACUGCGGAUAAUAUCAAACAAAAUGGUGCACAUCGAGAUCCAGAGUGCGCUUAAGGGAAAGGCGCUGGUGAAGAUUAUCGAAGGAGAAGGCGACUCUCAAAUCAACGUGGCUGAACUGUUGAUUUCUGUAAACUACGCCAUUCCUGUUGAGUCCGGCACUCCUCAACAGACGAAGGAGACGACGGCUUCUGCAGAACCGCCCGCCUCUCCUCCUGUGAGUGAUCCUCUGGUUUGGUCUUGUGCUGAGCUUCCCUCUGACGGCCAGACGGUGGCGCUGCUCGCCAGUGUUGUGAAGAGCCCUGCAGAGUUUUACUGCUGUGUCAACAAUAGCAAUGAUUAUCAGGAGCUGGUGGAGCUUGGAGUUCAGCUGAAGCAGCAUUGUGAGUCUAACUCCUCGUCCUUCACGCCGACGGUCGGAGAGCCCUGCUGCGUCCAGUUUACAGGUGAUGGGAAAUGGUACCGAGCCAUGGUGAAGGAGCUGUUUGGAGAUGUGGUGAACGUCAACCUGGUGGACUUUGGUCAGAACAUGACGGUAAACAGUGGCUGCAUUCGCUCCAUUACACCCAAACUCCUGAAACUUCCUUUUCAAGCCGUUCGCUGCUGGCUCACAGGUGUGGAGCCCUCAGGAUCCGAGUGGAAGAGUGAAGCCCUGACCUGGUUCCAGAACCUGGUGGACGGCGUGCAGCUUUUAGCUCGAGUCGUCUCCGUGUCCGAGCAGGGAUACGGCGUGGAGCUGGAGAGCGGAGGACAGAGCGUAGCAGUCGCUCUAGUCGCUCAGGGUUUUGCCAAAAACUCUGGAGACUCUUUGAACGAUCCAGUAACGAGCUCCAACACCAAACCAGAGGAUUUAGGGGAGGAGAAGCAGAACCAGACGGGUCCCCAACCAAAUGAUGAGACACGAGACGUUUGUGAGGAAACAAAAAGUGAAGAGGAGUCACAAAAACCUUCAGAGGUUGCAGCUUUCUCUGUGGACUGGAAGACGUCUCAACUACCUCUGAACGAGACCUUUCAGCCGUGCGUCGCCGCCGUCAUCAAUCCCUCCCUGUUCUACCUGCUUCAUCCCAUCCAAGUGGAUCCACAGAAUCUUCAGGAGGUGAUGUUGGAGCUGGCUCUUCACUGCAACACCGAUCAGAACUCUGUGACCAGCAGACCGGUUCCUGGAGCCGCCUGCUGUGCCCGAUUCUCCGUGGAUGAUAACUGGUACCGUGCAGUCAUCCUGGAAGUUGGUGAAGCUGAGAUGAGCGUUAUCUACGCCGACUACGGGAACUCUGAAAAAGUUCCGGUCUCCAGAAUCUUGCCGAUCCCCACGCAUCUGUUAGAGCUUCCCUUUCAGAUCACUCGCUGCGCUCUCACUGGAAGUGAGCAUUUUCCAGCAGAAUGGCCUCCUCAAGUGCAGCAGAUGUUUCACACUGAACUGUCCAACGACGUCACGGCCACCGUCCAGUCCUUCGACGGCUCCGCGAACGUGCUCUCCGUGUCGCUGUCCUCUGAGAGGGGCGGGUGGAACCUUGCUGCCAUGAUCCAGGAGAUGCUGCACGUCAAUAGAACGAGCCGUCCUCUUCCAGACGCCGCUCAGGGAGGGGAGCAGCCAUGCAGCGGGGUGAGCCAUGCAGCAGAACCGGACCGCAUCCCAUCGACACCCCAAAACGAGCUGGAAGAGUCCCCCGAGCCCGUGAACGCUGAUGGAUGCAUGGAAACCCGGGAGUCGGCACCGCGUAAGGAGAAGGAAAUGGAUCUGGAUACACCUGUGCAUGGAGAUCCAGUUGAGGAAGUGGAGCAGAGGAAGUCGUCUACUGAAGAUGAAGCCGGCGCCGGCGAUCUCCAGAGCUCCGGCUGCUGCUGUCAGAGCCUGAAGAAGCAGAUGGACAGACUGGAGGAGAUGAUUCAGCUGCUGUUAAGUCUUCAGGCAAAGGAAUGAGAAGAGUAAACAAAAACAUUUGUUCCAGCGGUUAUACUUUUUCUCUCCAUUAUUUUAAUUUCCCCUCCUGUCUUUUUAUUUUUGUAAUAACUGGGAUUUUGUGUAUUUAAGAUGUUGGUACUGAGCAUGUUCAGCCUCAGUUCUCCUGCAGAUUUUCACUGUUCUGAAACUUAUUUUUUUAGUCAUUUCUUCUCAGGUGGGACUUCCAGUCAGUUUGUAAAUGUUUGGGUUCAAUAUUAAAAAAAGAAUGUGUGAAAAAA
Messenger RNA from Oryzias melastigma (Indian medaka), 3875 nucleotides. It is a transcript of the gene tdrd1, whose product is annotated as tudor domain containing 1. The transcript has 26 exons. The coding region runs from base 61 to 3615 and encodes 1184 amino acids. The record is from RefSeq and is a predicted model, not a curated record. Lineage: Eukaryota; Metazoa; Chordata; Actinopteri; Beloniformes; Adrianichthyidae.